Messenger RNA from Caretta caretta (loggerhead turtle), 8907 nucleotides. RefSeq names its product UTP20 small subunit processome component (gene UTP20). NCBI's taxonomy places the organism in Eukaryota, Metazoa, Chordata, Testudines, Cheloniidae. Gene Ontology annotation, cellular component: small-subunit processome; 90S preribosome; nucleolus. The record is from RefSeq and is a predicted model, not a curated record.
GCGGCUCCCGCCCCACUCCGGCAAGAUGGCGGCGCCCAGCAGCUAGGGCCGCACGUGUGUCUGGGUCCCGGCGCCCCGCGGAGGAGGCCCCGGCGGCUGCGCCCGGGCUCGGAGCCCGCUCGCUCGGGGCCAUGAAGCCCAAAUCCGCCUCGCACAAGUCCGAGAACACGCACAGGUUUCUCACCUUCUCUGAACGCUUAGGCAAUGUUAAUAUCGAUAUUAUUCAUCGGAUUGACAGGACUGGGAGCUAUGCUGAGGAGGUUGAAACCUACUUUUAUGAAGGACUGCAGAAAUGGAGAGAACUGAACCUCACACAGCACUUUGUGAAAUUCUACAAAGAAGUGGCCGGCAAAUGCCAGUCAUUCAACCAGCUGGUGUAUUAUCAGGAUGCCAUAGUGCAGAGCUUGAAGACUCAUCUGCAAGUCAAAAACAGUCUUGCAUAUCAGCCCCUUUUGGACCUUGUGGUACAGCUGGCUCGAGAUCUCCAGACAGACUUCUACCCUCACUUUCAAGACUUUUUUCUGACCAUCACCAUGUUAUUGGAUACCCAAGACACAGAGCUGCUAGAAUGGGCUUUUACCACUCUUUCCUACCUUUACAAAUAUCUGUGGAGACUGAUGGUGAAGGAUAUGGCCAAUAUAUAUAGUUUAUACAGUACCUUGUUGGCACACAACAAACAACACAUCAGAAACUUUGCUGCAGAAAGCUUCACCUUUCUAAUGAGGAAGGUUUCUGAUAAAAAUGCGCUUUUCAAUGUAAUGUUUCUUGACCUGGGAGAGCACCCAGAAAAAGUAGAAGGCGUGGGACAGUUACUCUUUGAGAUGUGCAAGGGGGUUAGGAACAUGUUUCACUCCUGUGCAGAGAAGGCUAUAAAGUUCAUUCUGCUAAAGCUUGGGCCCAUUACCGAGAUUGAAGCUAAACUCCCAUGGAUUAUUGUUGGAGAAGCUUUCAAACAUAUGGUAAAAUCGGCUGCAGUGCAUAUCUACAAGGAGCAUUUUGAGGUUCUUUUCAAAUGUUUGGAAGAAUCAGUGUUAGAAUUGCAGGAGAGAAUAACAAAGGCCAACUGCUGCGAAAUCUCAGAACAGAUUGAAAGGAUAUUGCAAGUGUAUUUGAUCCUAGCAGAACAUGCAAAUGGGUCCAAAAUCUCUCAACCUGAAGCAGUUUGUAAGACGUUAGCAAAAAUGUUACAAACAUCUGAUCUCUCGGUGCCUUGCUGUAAGACUCUGCUUAAAACGCUUUCUGUUUUGCUGCUUGCUGAGAAUGUUUUCCUGCCAGAUGCUGUGACCAAGGAAACCAUUGAGAAGGUAUUUGGAAGUGGGUUUGAAAGGCGCCUCCUUUUGGAUUUCUCCAAAACAGUGUUUUCAAUGAAUGAGUUUGAGCAGCAUUUUCUUCCAUGCUUUCUAGAGUACAUCGAGGACUGCUUCUCUGGAGAGGAUGUGCUAGCUAGGGAUGAGGCCAUGGCAAUUUUGGCUAAACUCAUUCUGGAGAAAGCAGAACCUCCCACUGUUGGCUCAAUGGCUUUUGAAAAAUAUCCCCUUGUUUUUACAGAACCACCGAUAGGAUCCAAUACAAGACUCAAGAUGAGUAGGAGAAAUGGAGAAAGGAAACAAAUGCCAGUGUUGGAUCAUAUUCUGUCUCUAAUCCACUUACCAGAAAAUGAAGACAUUAUUGAUCUUUCACAUCCUUGGGCUGCCCUUGUUGUACUUCCGCAUGUUAGACCAAUAGACAAGGAAAAAAUCCUGCUACCAGUUACAAGUUUUAUAGAAUCUCUCUUCCUGGCUAUUGACAGAGGAAGGCUCCGCAAAGGAGGCUUGUAUGUGGCCUGCCAAGCUGUGAGCACGCUACUUAGUUUAGCAGAAUCUUCUGAAAUUCUCCGUUUGUUACCUGUGGAACGUGUGAAGAACUUGGUGAGCACCUUUCCUUCAGACCUAUCAGCCUUGCUACUGGCUGAUCUCUAUUAUACGCGGUUGGCUUUGUGUGGUUGCCAGGAUCCUCUUUCCCAUGAGAACUUAAUGGAUUUGUUUGAUAAACUGAAAACAAAUAUUUCCUCCAGCAUCUCCAAGGUCCGACUCUUGACAAUAAGGAUUUUAAAUCAUUUUGAGGCUCAGCUUCCUACAUCAACCAAGGAUGAUGCAACAGGAGAGCUUCAGUCCGUGUUUGCCAUAUUACUUCAAGCUGAACUCGUGCCAGCCAGUGUGAAUGAUUAUAGAGAAAAACUUCUUCAUUUAAGGAAACUGAGGCAUGACGUGGUGCAGUCUGCAGUACCAGAUGGACCUUUACAUGAGGUGCCUCUUCAGUAUUUACUGGGAAUGCUCUACAUUAACUUCAGCCCUCUCUGGGAUCCUGUUGUUGAGCUCAUAACAUCUCAUGCAAACGAAAUGGAGAAUAAACAGUUCUGGAAAGUCUAUUAUGAGCACUUGGAGAAAGCGGCUGUCUAUGCUGAGAGGGAGCUGCAAGAUAAGCUGAGUGAAGAGCAGGCAGGCACUGCAGAUGCAGAAAGUGAGAAGAUCCGAGAAGGAAAUGUGGGAAGCCUGUAUCUCGAGCAGUUGAGGUUUAGAACGGAUUGCAGUGAGCGGAUAGAUUACGCAAACUUCCGGUUUCUGCUUUGGAAGGCAUUGGCCAAGGUUCCAGACAGAGUGGAGCCCAGGUCAAGGGAGCUUUCCCCGCUUCUCUUGAGAUUCAUUAGCAAUGAGUAUUACCCAGCAGAUUCUCUAGUGGCUCCAACCCAGGAUCUUAGAAAGAAAAACAGUGGUGUAGCAGAAGAGGAAGAAAAACCCACUGAAGAGAUACACCAAGCUACCAAGGAGGAGGAGAAAGAGGAGGUGGAGGGAAUGGACGAACCGGUGGUUGAAGGGUUGCAAAAAAAGAAAACAAGAAGAGCUGCAGCAAAGCAGCUAAUAGCCCAUUUGCAAGUUUUCUCCAAGUUUUCGAAUCCACGUGCGCUGUAUCUGGAACCAAAGUUAAAUGAGUUGUACAAUCAGCUGUUGUCCCAUCAAGACCAGAAUGUACAAAAAGUAGCCCUUGACUGCAUCAUGACCUACAAGCAUCCACAUCUACUGCCAUACAAGGAGAACUUGCAAAGAUUACUGGAAGAUAAGAGCUUUAAAGAAGAAAUAGUCCAUUUCAGCAUAUCCGAGGAGAACACUAUAGUUAAAAUGCAACACCGACCAGAUCUUGUUCUUGUUCUUAUGAGAAUUCUGUAUGGGCGGAUGAGAAACAAAACUGGAAGCAGAACUCAGGGCAAAUCUGCUGCAGGCACCCGUAUGUCAAUUGUUCUGAGGUUCCUUGCUGGCUCGCUGCCUGAAGAGAUCAGAAUGUUCCUGGACCUGCUCUUUGAACCUGUGAAGCACUUCAGUGCUGGACCGUGCCAGGUUGCAGUACUCCAAACAAUAUCAGAACUGGAUUUAUCUAAAGUCCUGCCUCUAGGCCGCCAGCACAGUCUGUUCAACAGCUUUGAGGUUGUACUGAAAAAUAUGGGCCAUCUGAUCACCCGGUACUUACCUGAGAUUUUACAGAUUUUACUUUGUAUGACAGCAACAGUAUCCCACAUCCUUCAACAAAGAGAGAAGAUCCAACUAAGGUUUAUUAACCCACUGAAAAAUUUGAGGCGUCUUGGGAUCAAACUUGUGGCAGAGUUUUUUUCUGAUUUUGAGACCUACAGCUUUACAGUGGAUGAGAUUGAUGCCAUUUUUGAGGCAGUGAUAUGGCCCCAGAUCAGCAGGCUCGCUUCUGAGAGCCAGUAUUCUCCUACUCUGUUACUCAAACUCAUUCACAUCUGGAGCAAGAAUUCCAGAUAUUUCCCUUUGCUGGCCAAGCAGAGACCAGGGCACCCAGAAUACGAUACGCUGUUGAAUGUCUUUGCUCUGCUGUCCACCAAGAAUCUCUGUGAGGCGACAGCUGGUGUUGUGAUGGAUGUGGCUGACAACCUCCUCAAUAGUCCAGAUUUUGAACCCACAGACCUGGUUUCCAGCUUGACAGUGACUGACUGCGUUUGUUUAGAGUCUGACACCGAUGGAAUGACAGAAGAGUCCCCCAGCUUGGGUGCACGGUUAAUUCUGCCUCACGUUCCUGCAGUACUUCAGUAUCUCAGCAAAACCAUGUUAAAUGUGGAAAAGGUGAAAAAGAAAAAGUUCAGAGCUCAAGUCAGCAAAGAGCUCAACAUUCUUUCCAGGAUCAGCAAGUUUAUACAGGACAAGGGUCAGAGUUCUGUGCUCAUCAGCCUCCUCCUCCCUUUCCUUCACCAGAGUAGCAUUAUGCAGGAUACAGAGAUUGACAUCUUGGUGACAGUGCAGAACUUGCUGAGGCAUUGCUUAAACCCCACAAGCUUCCUUAAGCCUCUGGCAAAACUAUUUUCGGUUAUCCAGAACAAAUUAUCUCGACAGACACUCUGUGUGGUUUUUCAGACUUUAUCUGAUCUGGAAGGUGAAUUGAAAUACAUUACGGAGGUAGUUAAGUUGAAUGCCUUUGAUCAACGACAUCUCGAUGAUAUCAAUUUUGAUGUUCGCUUGUCAGCGUUCCAAGGAAUCACUUCUCAGGUCAAAGAAAUGCAAAGAGUGGACAUCAACUUUCUUAUUCCAGUUAUGCAUAACUGUUUCUACACCAUACAGUUAGGGGACAUGUCUUUAAGUGACAGUGCCAGCCUGUGCUUGACCAGUAUUAUCCACCGGAUAGCAGAAAUCAGCCACACGGAAGAUGAAUACAAAGAAAUAAUCCAGCACACUCUCCUGCUGUCUCUGAGAAAAGGACUGAAGAGCAAGACUGAGAACAUUCAACAAGACUAUACUUCGUUACUUUCCUGCUUGAUUCGAACUUUUCCAAAGCACCCAGAGUUUCAAGACUUGGUCCAGCUAACUGACUGUCAUGAUCCUGAGGUGGAUUUCUUUGAGAACAUGAAACAUAUUCAGAUCCACAGAAGAGCUCGAGCCUUAAAGAAAUUGGCGAAGCAGCUAACUGAAGACAAAAUCGUACUGUCCUCCAAAUCUCUGCAGAACUACAUCAUGCCUUAUGCAACUACGACACUUUUUGAUGAGAAAAUGCUUAAGCAUGAAAAUAUGAUAACAGCUUCAGUUGAAGUUGUAGGCGCUGUUUGUAGGCGUCUCUCUUGGUCAGCAUAUAUGUACCAUUUAAAACAUUUCAUACACGUUUUGCAAACUGGACAGAUGAAUCAAAAACUGGCUGUCAGCUUGUUAGUGACUGUGCUAGAAGCUUUUCAUUUUGACCAUGAAACCCUUGAAAAGCAACUUGAGACUCUUCAGAAUGAAGAUGCAGAGGCCAUGGAUGCUGAGGAAGCAGCAGAGAAUGAAGCCAUGGAAUUGGAGCAGAGUGAGGGGGAGGAGGAGGCUGAGGGAGACAAGAGCAAGAACCUGCCUGAGGACAGUGAGAAGCAGGGGGAUCCUGCACUGAUUCAGCAUGAACAGGCAGGCACCGGAGAAUCUGAGGAGACCCAGAAAGCCACAAAAUCCAUUUCUUCCCUUCCCAGAAAUAAGGAGGAGCUGGAGUGUCUGAUUGAACACAUUCAAGGAACAGUAACUGGCAGCAUCUUGCCCAAAUUACACAGGUGUCUUGCCGCAAAGGUGAAAAGAGAUGAGGAACACAAGCUUGUGAAAUCCAAGGCUGUGAACGAUGAAGAGGUGGUUCGGGUGCCAUUAGCAUUUGCCAUGGUCAAGGUGAUGCAGUCUCUCCCACAAGAGGUCAUGGAAGCUAAUCUGCCAAGCAUUCUUCUGAAAGUCUGCUCGCUUCUGAGGAACCGGGCGCAGGAAAUCCGGGACAUCGCACGCAACACCCUCACCAAAAUCAUGGAGGCUUUAGGAGCACGGUACCUGCAGUAUGUCUUAAGAGAGAUGCAGUCGAUUCUCAUCCAUGGCUACCAGGUCCAUGUGCUGACUUUCACUGUGCACCUGUUACUGAAAGGCCUGACCAGCAGGAUUAGCACUGGCGAUUUGGACACCUGCUUAGACAUUAUGAUUGAGAUUUUCAAUCAGGAGCUGUUUGGGGAUGUUGCUGAGGAAAAGGAAGUGAAGGGGAUAGUCUCCAAGGUCAUGGAGGCUCGCAGAAGCAAGAGUUACGAUUCUUACGAAAUCCUUGCCAAGUACGUAGGGAAGGACCAAGUCACGAAGCUCAUUCUUCCUUUGAAAGAGAUUUUAGAGAGCACCAUGAGCUUGAAAAUGUCCCGCAAGGUGAACGAAACGUUACGUCGCAUCAUGUCAGGGUUGAUCCUAAAUCCGGAAAUGAGUGCAGAAUCCAUUCUCGUGCUCAGCCACGGCCUGAUCAGCGAAAAUCUGCCCCUGCUAACGGAAAAAGCCAGAACGAAAGCCCCGGCUCCUCCAGAUCCUCGUCUGCAACCAGAAAGCUGCCUGUUACUCCCACCCGUCCCAGCUCGAGGCGGGCAGAAAGCACCUGUUAGCAGCAAGACUAACAUGCAUAUCUUGGUCGACUCAGGACUUAGGCUACUACACAUGAGCCUGAAGAGAUCCAAAAUAAAUUCCUCAGAUGAGCAUGUGUUAGAAAUGUUGGAUCCUUUUGUUCAGCUGCUUAUAAAUUGCCUGCAAUCCACGGAUGUUAAGGUGAUCACUGGCGCCCUGCAGUCUUUGGUGUGGAUUUUAAAGUUCCCUUUGCCUUCUAUUGAAAAGAAUACAGAGCAACUAACCAAGCAGCUUUUUCUGCUGCUGAAGGACUUUGCCAAGCCAGGAGCAGCCAGGGGCCAGAACUUCCAUUUGGUGGUGAACUGUUUCAAAUGCGUAACUAGACUUGUGAGGAACACAAACAGUCACAUAACAGAGAAACAGCUCCAAGUGUUGCUGGGAUAUGCUGAAGAAGAUAUCUAUGAUUCCUCGCGUCAAGCCACUGCCUUCGGCCUUUUAAAGGCUAUUUUAUCCAGAAAGCUGAUUGUUCCUGAAAUCGAUGCCGUCAUGCAGAAGGUUGCCAAGUUUGCCAUCACAGGCCAGAGUGAGCCAGUGCGAGUCCAGUGCAGGCAGAUUUACCUGAAAUACAUUCUCGACUAUCCCCUUGGUGACAAGCUGAAACCCAAUUUGGAGUUCAUAUUUGCUCAGCUCAAUUAUGACUAUGAGACAGGAAGAGAGUCUGCGUUGGAGAUGAUUGCUUACCUCUUCGAAAUGUUCCCUCAGGGAUUACUCCAUCAAUACUGCGGGCUGUUCUUUGUCCCUCUCUGUAUGAUGAUGGUAAAUGACGACUCUGCCAAGUGCAAGAAAAUGGCAGCCAUGGCAAACAAAUCUCUGCUCAUUAAAGUAAACUCUGCAAACCGAGAUCUGAUGUUCUCACUAGUCACCAUGUGGUUUAACAGCGAGAAGAGCUCACACAAGAGACUAGCCACCCAGGCCUGUGGUUUGUUCGUGGAAGCCGAGGGAGUGGCGUUUGAAAGUCAACUUGGAGCCGUUCUCCCACUGAUAGAAAAAGAAAUUGAACCUCUGAAAUUUGAAGAUAUAACAGAAGAGACUGAAGAAAAGGCAGCAGACAGAUUGUUGUUCAGUUUUCUUACUUUGAUAAUAAAAUUAAUCAAGGAAUGCAACAUUAUUCUGUUAACCAAACAUAAUGAGAUUUUGAGCAAUAUCUGGCGUCACGUUCAGUCCCAUUUGUGGUACCCUCACAGCUGGGUGUGGCUGACUGCUGCUCAGAUUUUUGGCUUGUUGUUUGCUUCUCACAAGCCAGAGGAACUUGUUAGCAAAUGGAAUGAGAGGAAGGCAGGCAAGAGCAAAAAAACCAUGGUGGAGCCAGCAGCGACCAGGUUCUUCACAGAUGAGCUGGAUAAAAAGAUGAAGGAACUUGCUUUAGCGUUCUGUCACCAGCUGCAGUCCAGGUUCCUGGAUCAGUCUCUGGGAGAGCAGGUUAUAAAGAACUUGUUGUUUGUGGCCAGAGUUCUCUACCUUCUGGUCCCAGAUUCAGAGGAAGGGGAGGAGACCAAAGAUUAUGAAAUGGGAGGGCAGGAGGAUGCUUCUGAAGACGAAGGUGAAAAGGCAGCAUCUGCUCAGGAAGAGAAGGAAGGCGAAGCAGAAGAGAAAAGCAGACCAGCCACAGUGUUGUGGGUGAUGAAAAGACUCUCUCUGAUGGCAAAGCGAGAAGCAGCAUAUUCCCCUAAAAACCCUGUGAAGAGAACUUGCAUCUUUAAGUUCCUUGGAGCUGUAGCAGUGGAUCUUGGGAAAGACAGGAUCAAGCCAUACCUUCCAACAAUCAUCACCCCUCUGCACAGAGAGCUGAGUAGCACCUACGCAGAACAAGAUCCAACACUGAAGAACCUAUCCCAGGAAAUCAUAGAACUGCUCAAGAAAUUAGUUGGCCUGGAGACCUUUUCACUUGCCUUUGCUUCUGUGCAGAAACAGGCUAGUCAGAAGAGGGCUAUCAGGAAAAAACAGAGAGCACUGCAGACUGUAGCGAACCCUGACAUUGCUGCCAGGAAGAAGCUGAAGAAACAUAAGAAUAAAAUAGAAGCAAGGAAGAGGAAAAUAGAAUUCCUGCGCCCUGGCUACAAGGCAAAGAAACCAAGAAGCCAUGCGCUAAAAGACUUAGCAAUGGUGGAAUGAAACAUACUUGGAAACAGCUGUAUGGUCAUGUAUAUAUUUGACGCAUAAACCUGAUUGUGCAGUACUGGAGGACUCUCAGUGCUCUGAAUAUCUCAGCAAGUAAUUUCUUUCCAACACCUAACACAGGGUAGAGAGCUACAGCCUCUCAGUAUUUUUUUUUUUUUACAUGAGUUCAAUCUUAAUGUAUUUAAAUUGUAAUUAAUUGUAAAGUCUGCACAGAUCUUAUGUAAAAACCAUCAAGCUGUUUGCUCUCCUUUCAUGCAGAGCAUGCAACAGGCUGACUUGCCAUGCAUGAGUAAAAUAUGGAACACAUGAAUGUACAGUUUAAUAUACUAAGACUGUGCAUUUUUCUAAUUAAAUAUGUUUGAAAGCA